Molecule: messenger RNA, 534 nt
Organism: Etheostoma cragini (Arkansas darter)
Lineage: Eukaryota; Metazoa; Chordata; Actinopteri; Perciformes; Percidae
Product: gamma-aminobutyric acid type B receptor subunit 2-like
Exons: 4
Biological process (GO): G protein-coupled receptor signaling pathway; gamma-aminobutyric acid signaling pathway
Cellular component (GO): G protein-coupled receptor heterodimeric complex; membrane
Molecular function (GO): G protein-coupled GABA receptor activity
Source: RefSeq, a predicted model, not a curated record
CUCCUCAGUACUUGAUGUGUCCCUCAUGUCCCCCAGUGCGACCCUGCCGGGUCCCUUCGGGCGCUGUUCGACGCCAUGUGGGCGGGGCCUAAGUACCUGCUGCUGUUCGGAGGUGUGUGUCCGUCUGUGACGGCGCUCAUCGCUCGCUCUCUGCCGGCUCUCCACCUGCUGCAGGUGUCUUUUGCGGCCUCGUCCCCGAGCCUGUCCAACAGGAAGUGGUACGGGAGCCUGUUCAGCACGCUGCCGUCGGACCGAGCCCUGAACCAGGCCGCGGUCAAGCUGCUGCAGCGCUACAAGUGGACCAGGGUCGGCGUGGCAACGCAGGACGGACCCCGUCUCUCAGAGAUGAAGAAGGAUCUGCUGAGACAGCUGCUGAAGACAGACGUGGAGGUCGUCUCCACCCAGAGUCUCUCAGGAGACGUCUGCAGCAGCCUGGGGAGGCUGAAGGAACGAGACGUCCGGAUCAUCGUGGUCCAGCUGGACGAGGACUCUGCCUUCGAGGUGUUCUGCUGCGUAAGUCGCCUCCGUUGGAAG